AUGCUCCACGCCUCCGCCAUCCCAACACGCAUCCGCGAAGGCGUCAAGCACCGGCUCGCGGCCAAGCAGGACGCCGAAGAUGGCGGGCGCACGUCUCCGGUUGCCGAGGUUGCAGCUUGCACCGAGUCUUUGACGAGCCCCGCCUCUGGCUCCACGAUCAUCCGCGCGCUGGCGCGGUCAGGCGUGGCCGAGAUCACGUCUCCAGUCUCCUUCAACAUCCGCGCGCUCGCCGCGGUGCCCAGCACGGGCGGGGAGGAGGAGGUCGAGGAGAAGGAGGUGGCGUCCCUGCGGCUCUCAGCGGAGCGCCCAGGCUCGUCUGCCGACGAGCGGCCGUCCAAUCCAGUGUGCGGGAUGGAGGCGAAAACGGCCGCGCGUCUCACGCCGGAAGCCGUCCCGUCGCCGCUCCCUUUCCUCAGCACGCCGCCACCAGAAGUCCCGUCUCCGUCCGCCUUCCCGCACGGCGGCCAAGGCAGCGACGGCGGCAUGUGCGGCGAGGUGUGCUACUUGACCUCGCUGGGCGAAGGCGAGGCCGCGCACGCCACCGCCACAUCCUCUGGCGGCCGGCCUUGCGACCCGGUCGCCUCCUCCCUGGCCGAGCGCGACGGCUGCAGCUCGCUGGAUAGCUGCGCGACGGUGCUCGACGACCCGUGCAGUGGAUCGUCCUCGGAUGAGGCGACGGAGGGGGCCGACUCGCCGCCGCGGCUGCUGUGCACGCACGACGCCGCCAUCGCGACGUGCCGCCACCCAGUCGCAGGCACAUCGCUCCGCAAACCGCAGCGCUCCGCUGCGCGCCUCCUCCUCGCCACGCUCCUCGCCGCCGUCGCCCUCGGGCCGAUUCUGCACGCCCUCGCGGCGCGCCUCGCGCCGCCGCCGCCGCCGCCGCCGCUGCUGACGCCGCCGCCGCCGCCGCCGCCGCCGGCCGCGUGUGACAUGCACAUGGACAUCGACAUGGACAUGGACAUGGACAUGGUCGGCGUGCGCGACUACUCGCGCCUCGCGCCGGCAGGAAGGCACGCGGGGCGCCGUGCCGGCGGCGUGGAAGCGCCCUUCCCUGUCGGCGGCGGCUUCCCGGGGCUGCUCGGCUGA
Messenger RNA from Emiliania huxleyi CCMP1516, 1086 nucleotides. RefSeq lists its product as hypothetical. The transcript has a single exon. The record is from RefSeq and is a predicted model, not a curated record. NCBI's taxonomy places the organism in Eukaryota, Haptophyta, Isochrysidales, Noelaerhabdaceae. Bases 1 to 1086 code for a protein of 361 amino acids.